Molecule: messenger RNA, 1374 nt
Organism: Schizophyllum commune H4-8
Lineage: Eukaryota; Fungi; Basidiomycota; Agaricomycetes; Agaricales; Schizophyllaceae
Exons: 4
Coding region: 30-1172 (380 amino acids)
Molecular function (GO): protein binding
Source: RefSeq, a predicted model, not a curated record
CGACGCCGUGGUCGACUUAUAUCCCAGCCAUGCACCCCGCCCUGAAUAUUGCCGAACUAUGCUUUAUGAUAGCGCGAACAGAUGUACUGCAUCGGGCUGACCUUUACUGCCUCGCCCUUGUCUGCCGUCACUGGCGCGAUGUAGCCGAAGCGAUACUGUGGGAGGUCCUGCCAGAUUUAGAUCACCUUCUUAUGCUUAUGCCGCCGGAUGUGUGGUCUACCACCCCUAAGCGGGACUGGCAUACGCCACGAGCCCUCGUACCCAAACGCGAUCUUUUACCAGGGGACUGGGCCCUCGUGCUUCCCAAAUCGAAACUCGUCAGACGUCUCACAAUCGCGUCCGCCUAUACGCGCUCUGUCCAAGAGGCGAUAGAGGCAUGCCCACCUCCUCAUGGGUUCCUGUCAAACCUGCGCGCUCUCCUGCUUGGCGAAUCCUUCCCCUGCGGUGGUACACCCCUGGACUUGGGCUUUCUUAAAUCUAUCGCGCCUCUGCGCGCUAUCACUCGCCUUAGCGUCAAAGACUCCGUGCUACUUGACAUCAACAUUCUGGCUGCGACAGAACUCUGUCAAAACCUCGAUACAGUCACCGCCUUUCUCAGCCUCGGCUUCCGUAGGACACGCGAACUCGACGACAUGGUCGUGAGCAGUCUGGAGACACUCGCCCCCCGGAUCUCGUCACUCCACCUUCACUUCUUGCUCUCCUUCAAGAGCUUCGACGUGGACGAUGCCUAUCUAUCUCGCAUCUCAGUCCUGCCCUCCUUGGCGCGACUGAGUCUACACCAUAUGCGCAGCACGCUGCCCGAGCCCAUCGCCUAUCCGCCCACGAGCUUCGCGCAUCUACGCGAUCUUAGCACGAACGGGACUCCCGUGGCGACCCUUGUCGAUAUCAUCCGCCUUGCUGGCGUUCGUCUCGAGCGCAUAUACUCGACUUUCAGAAGCCUCGACGUCGCCCAGCUGGAGUUACUCGUCAAAACUAUACGCGAUCGCUGCUCGCCGGAGGUCUCGCUUACGCUGUUCAUCACUUCCGGACCUCUCGACGGCGACGAUUAUCUAGAGUACUUUCGACCCCUCGCGCAUUUCGAGCAUGUCGACGUCUUUCUUCGCGACACUUGGCAUUGGCAUAUCACCAACGCCUUGCGCCUUUCUGGCGCUGAGAGCACUAGCUCCAUCUGAGCGAAAGCACUAUAUCUGAUCCAGCUCUUGCUACAGUGUUGUAGGUGGGUCCGCAUGGGAGAAGGAGGAGUAUUGCGGCAUCCGAUGUCGGGAGAUGCGACAUACUUACAAGCGCUGAACCAGGUUUCUUUUGUCGAGCGAUGCCUUCACGAGCGAUCCUAUACCUUCAGUACUUGCGCUCAGUCAGUCUCGCCAAGUGAAC